GGCUAGAGGGACGGAUUGAAUACUCUUGUGCACCUCCGUCACUCGGCUCGCGCGCAACCCCGCCCCGUUAUUACCGGGCUGGUUAUUCAGAGCCAGCAAUUGGCUGCCGGAUUUCGUUCCGCAACUAUAAGAAGAUCGCUUCGGGGGUUACUGUGGCGUGGCUGAAUGUAGAUCAGAAUUCUGGAUGA
Sphenostylis stenocarpa is the source of this 188-nucleotide messenger RNA. Lineage: Eukaryota; Viridiplantae; Streptophyta; Magnoliopsida; Fabales; Fabaceae. The record is from the annotation of a GenBank genome assembly.